This is a messenger RNA of Crotalus tigris (Tiger rattlesnake), 1886 nucleotides long. It is a transcript of the gene METTL9, whose product is annotated as methyltransferase like 9. The transcript has 5 exons. Gene Ontology annotation, molecular function: protein-L-histidine N-pros-methyltransferase activity. Lineage: Eukaryota; Metazoa; Chordata; Lepidosauria; Squamata; Viperidae. The record is from RefSeq and is a predicted model, not a curated record. The coding region runs from base 290 to 1252 and encodes 320 amino acids.
UGCGCGUGCGCGCGAGAAAAAGAGAGAGAGACAGAGAGAGAGCGACCGAACGGGCGGGCGCGUGCGUGUCCCUGGCCAUCCUGUCCGGCCGGGCCCUCCUUCCGCGGGCCUCGGGUUCCGGCCUCGGCUGCGCUCCGGCGAGGGCGCUAAAUGGGGAGCUCCGCGCUGGCUCUGGCCGCCUUCGCCGUCUCCGCCGCCGCCAUGGAGCAAGGAGGCGGUGGUUGCGGGAGGGGGUGAUCGGUCGCCCCUUUCUUCCGUCUCCUGCGCGGCCCCCUUCCCCCCGCCCCCCAUGAGACUCUGCCUGGCCUGGCUGGGCUGCCUCGCCGUCUCGCUGUGGCUGCUGAGGAGGAGGAUGUGGUCUGGCCCCGCGCGCUACCUCCGGAGCCCUUUAUCCCGCUCUCUCUACGCGAACAUGAUGAGCGGCCCCGGGCAGGCGGCGCCGGGCGACAAGGAGAACCAGCAGUGGUAUCUGUGCAAUACGGAACAGUUGUAUGAAGCCCUUCAGCCUGUCUUCAUCCAGAGUUACCUUGACCAAGGGACGCGGAUCUUUUUAAACAAUAGUAUUGAGAAAUCUGGCUGGUUAUUCAUUCAACUUUAUCACUCCUUUGUAUCCUCCGUUUUUAGCCUCUUCAUGUCCAGGACGUCUAUCAAUGGCUUGCUGGAAAGAGGUUCCAUGUUUGUGUUUUCACCUGAACAAUUUCAGAGACUGCUCAAAAUCAACCCAGACUGGAAGUCGCGUCGGCUUCUCGAUUUAGGAGCCGGAGAUGGUGAAGUCACCAAAGUCAUGAGUCCCCACUUUGAAGAAACGUACGUGACCGAGUUGUCUGAGACCAUGAUUUGGCAGCUUCAAAAGAAGAAAUACAGGGUGCUUGGCAUCAACGAAUGGCAGAACACGGGAUUCCAGUAUGACGUCAUCAGUUGCUUGAACCUGCUGGAUCGCUGUGACCAGCCACUGACGGUCUUAAAAGAUAUCAGGAGCGUGCUGGAACCGACGAGAGGCCGAGUCAUCCUGGCACUAGUUUUGCCUUUUCAUCCCUAUGUGGAAAAUGGUGGCAAGUGGGAUAAACCCUCCGAAAUUUUGGACAUCAAAGGACAGACGUGGGAGGAGCAGGUGAACAGCCUGCCGGAGGUUCUCAAGAAAGCCGGCUUUGCCAUCGAAGCCUUCACUAGAUUACCGUACUUGUGUGAAGGCGACAUGUACAACGACUAUUACGUCCUGGACGACGCGGUCUUCGUUCUCAGGCCCAUCUGAGUCGCGUCCUGGGAAGUCCGGCCGGAAGCCACCAGCAUACGGAAACGUUUCGAUUCUUCGUCUGGGUUUGGGUUCUUGUUGAUUUGGGUGGUUUUCGUUUUGAAUUUAUGAUCCCUUCCUGGCAGAGGAAGGGUUUUUUUGUGGUUGUCUAAUCUCAGUGGACUUCUUGAACUGAAAAUGGGGAAAAAAAAAUACUAAUUUUUUCGGAACACCCUCCUUUCCUUCCUUCCUUCCCUCCUUUUUUUCUUUCUUUCUUCCUUUUUUUUUUUAAAAAAAGGACAUCUUUUGUAAAAGAUCAGAGUUCUCUCCCAUUUAAGGUUUCUUAAAAACCCAGGACGUGUGUGAUUGAAAUGGAAAUAUUUUUAUACCUAGCCGUUCGGGACUACCAGUCGAGUAGUUGCCAAGAAAUAACACCAGCCCAGGUGGGGUUUUUUUUUUUCCCCUCAAGGACGCAAAAAGCGAGCGCCGACAGUAGAGCCGUCUUAUCCGCUCAACUCGGAAUCUGGGCUGGUCAAAAGUCGGGCUAGACUGUUUUUUUAUUUUUAUUUUCUUUCUUCCGUGUUCCUGAAAUGAUUUGAUCUGUUGGUCUUCAGCACAUGUUUUUAAUCACGCUAAUAAAACUUUUUUUUCGAGG